Molecule: messenger RNA, 237 nt
Organism: Protopolystoma xenopodis
Lineage: Eukaryota; Metazoa; Platyhelminthes; Monogenea; Polystomatidea; Polystomatidae
Source: the annotation of a GenBank genome assembly
AUGUUCUAUAGACGGUCCAUUUUUCUGACUAGCUCGUCAUCUAGCCGUUGUCUGAUUGGCUCGUCCUCUGGCCGUUGUCUGGUUGGCUCAACUCAGCUUUACACACCAGCCAUCGCCCCAGCACCGGCCAGGAACUACGCUCGGCCGGGCUGCACGAGACACGACUUACAGACUCGUGUGUUGGGCAUUCACGAGGCUAUAUGUUGUAUGCAAAUUGUAUGGUUCAGGCUCACCUGA